GGGAUAGACAGGAAUGGUGUUCCUUGCCUCGCCAUGGAGGGGCCCCGGAAACAUCAACAACCUGAGCGUGACACCACGGGAUGCGAGCAAGAUGUACGUGUACAUAGAAUCCUGCGUCGCAUGACACUGACAGUCAUUGACGCGACGGCUGACCAAACUGAGACGGAGAGCCAGAGGUUUUGACGUGCAGAGAUAUUAACGCGCAAGGACAUCGUGAUGGUCGUCGACUACAUAACUAGACUCGACAGUCUUCUUGAAGCUUGAAGUCUAGAGCUCGAACGAAUCGCGCCUUAGAGGACCCUAACGAAAAGAAAAAACUUCAUCAGCACGGAAGUCCCAAUUCCCAAAGGUAUGAUGAGAAACAACGACAACGAAGUUUAAAAAAUCAGUUACUCGAUGUAUAUCAACAAGAACCCCGCUCAUCUCCACAUUUGUACACCGGGAGACUUCGCGAGCGGGGUGCAUUCGUGUCCGCCCAUCGAAAGAGUGUAUCAUCAUGUUUGUUUUAUUGCCACCCUCACACACCAAAUACCGAACACCACGCUCGACAGAAGAAAGACGGAAAAGAUGCUCACCAUUCUGUCUCGAUUCACACCAUUGGACAUAUAAACACC
Messenger RNA from Stereum hirsutum FP-91666 SS1, 614 nucleotides. RefSeq lists its product as uncharacterized. Bases 397 to 609 code for a protein of 70 amino acids. The record is from RefSeq and is a predicted model, not a curated record. The transcript has a single exon. NCBI's taxonomy places the organism in Eukaryota, Fungi, Basidiomycota, Agaricomycetes, Russulales, Stereaceae.